This is a messenger RNA of Adelges cooleyi (spruce gall adelgid), 3308 nucleotides long. It is a transcript of the gene amon, whose product is annotated as neuroendocrine convertase 2. Gene Ontology annotation, biological process: protein processing. Gene Ontology annotation, molecular function: serine-type endopeptidase activity. Lineage: Eukaryota; Metazoa; Arthropoda; Insecta; Hemiptera; Adelgidae. The coding region runs from base 97 to 2274 and encodes 725 amino acids. The record is from RefSeq and is a predicted model, not a curated record. Gene Ontology annotation, cellular component: Golgi membrane; trans-Golgi network. The transcript is spliced from 12 exons.
UAUUGCUUAGGCCGACCGAUCCGUUGGUGGCCUCCGACUUACUAAGCAUCGCCGCGACCCAUCGUCGUACACGCCACGUACUCCAACAGUGGUUUUAUGGCGGACCUUCAUGCCGUCGGCGGCACAGGCCGUCAGAGGGGCACCGCGGGCCGCCGUAUGCGCCGCACCGCGAUCGCGCUCGCCGCGGCCGUCGUGUCGGUGGUCCUGUUGGCCGCGCGGGCCGACGGCACCACCUUGUACACCAACACGUUCUCGGUGAAGCUGCACACCGGCAACGACGCGCACGCCGACAUGGUGGCCAGGCGAACGGGUGGUGCGUUCCAGAACGUCGGCAAGGUGAGGGGCACGGCCGACGAAUUCCAGUUCGUGCACCACGGUUUGCCCAAGAUCCGGGGACGGCGUUCCCUGCCGGCCGUCCGAUUGCUUCGCAAAGAUCCGCUGGUGAAAUCCGUCAGCCAGCAGCCGGGCUUCAAGCGGGUAAAGCGCGGGUUCAAGAUGAUACCGCCGUUCAUAGGACCCAUGAUGCAGCCACCGCCGGUACCUCGGCCCGCGUUCGACGCUCAGUACUACGGCGACGACGACGUCAACGACCCGCUGCCCAACGACCCGCUGUUCCCGGAACAGUGGUACCUGCGCAACACCGGCCAGAACGGCGGCAAGCCCCGGCUGGACCUGAACGUCAGGGCCGCUUGGGCCCAGGGAGUGUCCGGCAAGAACGUGACCACGGCCAUAAUGGACGACGGUGUGGAUUACACGCAUUUGGACCUGAAAUACAACUACAACGCCAAGGCCAGCUACGAUUUCAGUUCCAACGACCCGUACCCGUAUCCCAGGUACACGGACGACUGGUUCAACAGUCACGGGACCCGAUGCGCCGGCGAGGUGGCCGCGGCCCGGGACAACGGCGUAUGCGGUACAGGAGUGGCGUACGAUUCCAAAAUAGCCGGCAUUCGCAUGCUGGACCAGCCUUACAUGACCGACCUGAUUGAGGCCAACAGCAUGGGACACGAACCGGAUCUGAUCGACAUCUACAGCGCUUCUUGGGGACCGACGGACGACGGCAAGACGGUGGACGGCCCGAGGAACGCGACUAUGCGGGCCAUUGUACGCGGUGUUAACGAGGGUCGACAAGGCAAGGGCAACAUCUACGUGUGGGCCAGCGGCGACGGGGGCGAGGCUGACGACUGCAACUGCGACGGAUACGCGGCAAGCAUGUGGACCGUGUCCAUCAACUCGGCCAUCAACGACGGUCAAAACGCACACUACGACGAGAGCUGUUCGUCCACGUUGGCCAGCACGUUCAGCAACGGAGCCAAAGACCCCAACACCGGCGUGGCCACUACGGAUUUGUACGGGAAAUGCACAAAAUCACAUUCGGGCACGUCGGCCGCGGCUCCCGAAGCCGCCGGAGUGUUUGCAUUAGCCUUGGAAGCCAACCCCCAACUGACGUGGAGGGACGUGCAGCAUCUGACGGUGUUGACGUCCAAGCGCAACUCACUGUUCGACCGGCACCGGUCUUGGUCGGCUGGCGGUGGACCUCAGCGACGGUUCCAGUGGACAAUGAACGGCGUUGGGCUCGAGUACAACCAUCUGUUUGGGUUCGGCGUGCUGGACGCCGGCGCAAUGGUUCGCAUGGCCAAGCAGUGGCGCACCGUGCCAGCCAGAUACCACUGUCAGGGUGGCUCGCACAACACGCACAGGCAAUUCACGUCGCGCAAAGACGGAUCGCUUACGCUAACGCUGAACACGGACGCUUGUCGAGGCACGGACACUCACGUCAAGUACUUGGAGCACGUGCAGGCCGUCAUCACGCUGAACGCCACUCGCCGUGGCGACGUCGAGCUGUUCUUGACGUCUCCUAUGGGCACUAAGUCGAUGAUACUGAGCAGGAGACCGAACGACGACGACCGCCGGGACGGGUUCACCAAGUGGCCGUUCAUGACCACUCACACUUGGGGCGAGUAUCCGGCGGGCGAAUGGACCUUGGAGGUUAAGUUCAACACACCGGAAGAGCAGCAGGAGGACACGGCGACCACCAUCACCGCCGCCACCGAACCCACUACUCCGGGUGAGGCCGCGCCGCCGCCGCAGCAACCGUUAAACGUGGGCUUUUUGAAGGAAUGGACGCUGAUGUUGCACGGUACCCGGGAACCGCCUUACGGACAGCUGCCCGUCCACGACCCCCAUUCCAAGUUGGCCAUCGUCAAGAAAGCGCACGCCAUGCCGUCGGCCGACUACGCCAAGCAGACGACCCCGAAGACUUUCCAAAUUUAAACUACACCCACCGCCCGCCCAACAUACUACUACCCCCUAAGAAUUAAAUAAAACAACAAAAGCCUUACUACUUACUACCCCCUAAGCCACACUCCCAUCAAUACUUAUCCCUCAAAAGUGCAAACACUACCCCAUAAUUCUCUCCUCUCAAACAGUCCACCUCCCUGUUAUAGUAACUCCCCCCCCCCUGGACUCUCUUGUCUUCUUAAAUCACGCUGUAUACCUAACCAUUACUUAAAUAACCCUUUUCCAAUGUUCCUUCUACAAAAGACAACCAACUAACCAGCCGUAUUUUGCCAUCGAUAACCUACCUGUAAUGCCUGUUCACAAGCCCCCCACCAAAAAACAAACAAAUGCUCUAUAUCAAAACAAUCCCAGUACAAAACUACUUUGUGGUACACAUUAUAGAGUCGUCGUACCACGAGUAUACUACGAGUUUAAAAAAAAAACAACAAAAAACUCACUAGAGGACCAAACAUAGUGUUUCAGAGCGACUACAAUAUUAUUAACUUCUGACCUACAUCAUAUUAUUCAUCUACUGUAAAAACCUUGAAAUGUUUAAUGAAACAGAUAGCCGUCGUUGUACUACAACAGUUUUAACUCAUUAUACUCACAAUGUCAGUGUUUACCAUUCAUAAACUUUUCGUUAUUAUUAUUAUUACUAUUAUUAGAUAGUACAGUACAUAUUACCGCAUAUUAUAAACGUUAAUAAUUAUCAUAUUAUAGACUACUUAUUAUUAUAUCAAAUUAUCAUUAUUAUUAUAUUAAAAUUAUUAUUAUAGAUACAAUAACGAUAGAACAAAAAUAUUAUUAUAUGAACGGCGUAGUCUUGUGUGACGGCAAUAUUACUAUUACCGGGCCCAAUACGAAUAUAUUAUACCAGAUUAAAACCAAUAGAAAAAAAAAGUGUCUUUGGAUUACUAUAUUAUAUUUUAUUAUAUACAAAUAUAUUAUAUCUCUACACAAAAAAAAAAUAUAUAUAUAUUAAAUAUAAAUACAUUAAAUAAAUAGAAUAUAUAUUAUUAUACAAAGUA